Messenger RNA from Cajanus cajan (pigeon pea), 988 nucleotides. RefSeq names its product Excinuclease ABC, C subunit, N-terminal. The record is from RefSeq and is a predicted model, not a curated record. NCBI's taxonomy places the organism in Eukaryota, Viridiplantae, Streptophyta, Magnoliopsida, Fabales, Fabaceae.
CUUUCUGUAUUUAUCUUAUUCCACAAGCAUAUACGAUGAAGAUUUAACAUUUUCCAUGUUUGUGUUGGUUAACGUUGUUUCCAACGGCUAGGGAGUAACUGCUCCAACGGUAGAUGAUGAGAACGCUAUCUACCCAAUUUCGCUCCGUCAAACGCCCAAAUCCAAACCCUAAAUUAUCCAAAUCGUCGUCUCCUGCAAAAUCAGAAAACGCCAAACCAAAAUCAGAGCCAUGGUGCGUUUAUCUCAUCCUCUCCACCAACCAUCCAAUCAAAACCUACGUUGGGGUCACAAACAAUUUCCCUCGCCGUUUGAAGCAGCAUAACGGUGAACUUAAAGGUGGUGCAAAGGCAUCCCGUGCUGGAAGGCCUUGGAUUUGUGCAUGCAUCGUUUGUGGUUUUACAGACCGAAGUGAUGCUUGUGUAUUUGAAUCAAAAUGGAAAGCUUUCUCAAGGAGAGCUCCCCGCAAAAAUAAAAAUGACGAUCUCUCCAUGCAAAGUGAAGAUCCAUCAUUACCACUACUGCGACACAGACAAGCAGCUUUGAGUAGAGUGAAAGGUUCACUUGACUGCACUAACUUACAAAUUAUUUGGCAUUUGGAUCCAUUGUGAUCCAACUGCCACAAUGUAUGUGUUUUACUUAAGUAAUUGUAACAAGUUCAAAUGGCAAAACAUAGGCCAUAUAUUUAAGAGAAGUGCUAGCAAUACAGUAAUUAACACAAUAUUUUUAAAAACAGUUUCUGUUAUUGGUUAAAAUUUAUUAAAAAUUAUAAAACCAUUGGUGUAUUGCUAACCUUUCUCUGUAUAAACUAGCCAUUUGUACCAUAGACAUUGAUUGGUUCUUGUAUUACAGUCUCUGUAUAUAGCAUACGAGGGAUGAAAGGUCCCAUGUAAAAGCAACUCUUUGGUGUAGGGAGCAUGAAAUGAAACAAUAUUCAUUUAGCAAAAAAGUAAUAUUUUACGAUGAUGCAGGGAUAAUAUUGUACCCUAGG